Diuraphis noxia (Russian wheat aphid) is the source of this 873-nucleotide messenger RNA. RefSeq lists its product as uncharacterized. NCBI's taxonomy places the organism in Eukaryota, Metazoa, Arthropoda, Insecta, Hemiptera, Aphididae. The record is from RefSeq and is a predicted model, not a curated record.
GAAUAUAAGGUGAUAACACUCGGCAUGGUAAAAAAAGACAAAAGUUACUGCUUACUUUUCACCGGCAAUUUAUAAUUUUUAUUACUUUGUUAUUUGUUAAUGUUUACUGAGGAUUGUGGUAAAUACUAAAUAGUAAAUAAUCGAGGUUCGUGGCGUUUGUGCUCUGUUGGUAAUUUGAUUAUUUGAGCUUUAUGGAAGCUUAACGCUCAACGGAAUUCGGUAAUUGAAAAUCUUACAUUAAUAUUUAUAGUUUCAACUUAUAUUAUGCAUUUCUGAGUUACCACUUGCCUAAUGGUGAUUGGUAACUUGUAUUGUGUAAUGACAACUAACUAGAAUGAAUAACGAUAUUUUGGUAAUUGGUUUGUUGGUUUUACAUGUCCAGGACUACGAGAUUAUUUAUUGUAUGAAAAAUACUGCAAUAUAUUAAUACCACUGUGUUAUUAUGCAAUCUGACAAUUCUGACAACGAUCCAACAGACUCACAGGAUUGUGAAGAAAUUGUUGAGGAAACCUUGAUUCAUGUUGUCGUGGAUAAUGCUGAUGAAAUGUCUAUUUUGAACCCAAAUAGCAACGUCCGAGUGAUAGCCAUUGACUCUGAUUCUCCAGCAUUACAAAUUGAAAACAAGAUAUUUCAUUUUAAUGAAUGGAAAUAUAUACCUGGAACUGCUAUGUUUUUUGAGCGAAAAAACGAAGUAAAAAAAAUUGAUCCUCUGUAUGAUAAUAGAUGUGGAACUGUUUUACAAUAUGUUGGUUCUACUCGUAAAUGUUUAGAAAUGACAAAAAAAGAUAAUGCACAAUAAUCUAAUUAUUUUUUUASAGUUUAGAGUACUAAAUUUGAUAUUUUUAAUUUGAACUCCUACAAGACUACAGCGUA